CGCCAUUGAAAUUUGCAAUACAACAUGGCGACGGCCUGUUGAUGUUUUCAGUAAAACAGUGAAUCAUUGAAUCAAUUGUUUGUAGAUUUGUUGUAUUUCUUAUCCAGUUAUUCUUGUUGCUAGGGGAUGUUUGCUUGAAUACACUGCGAGUACGACAAGAUGAUACAGGAGCUAGUGGUGCUGUUGGUGAUGGUGCUGGCGUUAGAAGGUCAACUAUAUGAAGGUUGCCCGAGCGCCUGGUUCGAAUACUCCGGGCGCUGCUACAACUUUGUGUUCACCCCCCUGAGAACGUACCAGGAGGCGACCAUCUACUGCCAGCAGGAUUUCUCUACUCUGGUCAGCAUCAACUCACCUGGUGAGCACAGCUUUAUCCAGACCUGGCUCAUCACUCAUGACGCCCACAGGAAUGACUGGUUGACCAGUGGCUAUCGUGACGCCGCUGACCGGAUACUCUGGGACUCUGAUGGUUCCCUGGUGACGGAGAACUUCUUUCCAGACCCGGCAGCCAGAGACAGGCAGGAUGUGGACGAGAAACUCAGCAUAGUCUACAACAUCAUUGUGUACCGGUAUAUGGCAUCCAGCAACAGCUAUGUGUGGGCCUGGAGCAGACUGAUGAAGUCCGCAAACUUUAUCUGUGAGAUCAACAAGGAAGACUCGUGGAAACUUUAUCAACACGCCAGGGAUUUCUCCUAUGGCAGCAAUAUCACCGACCCCAACCUGUGGGAAAUGGCCCCCAACAUCACCUACCAGUCCCCCGACACGGUCUUCUACGACUCCAACAGCCAGAGAACGACGGUGGUGCUGGAGUGUCUGGCCACGGGCAACCCACGCCCAGUCUACAAGUGGUACCGGAAGUCCUCCGUACAAGCUAAAGAAGAACAAGUUACAGCAGAGUUGAGCUCACGAUACAGUGUGACCAAUGGCAGACUGACCAUUCUAAACCCAGAUCCUAGCGUGGACGUCAGCCGCUACACUUGUGAGGCUUCCAACAAACUGGGGGUCGUGGUAUCGAAUCCUGUUGAGGUUAUCCACGGUUAUGUCGGUGAGUUUCCUAACGUGCCGUCAAGUGUUAUCGAUGCCACUACUUACCUGGGCAAGGAGAUCACCUGCCAGCACCCGCCCACAAACACAGACCUACGGUAUAACUGGUACAAAUCUAACUUCAACUUCAUCCGCCCUGAGCUAAACGCCCAGUACUUCCUGUCAAAGAACGGCAACUUCUACAUCUCUGAGGUUCAGGCGGCUGAUGUAGAUACGUAUUUUUGUAUGGUCACCAUGGCACCCAAACAACGCCAAGUCCUGACCGGAACCCAACCCCCCUCUCGUAUAUCCAUGGGGCUCAAACUCCGAGUUCACGGGGAAAAUGCGCAGACGUACGGACCAGACAUACAGAACAGGUUCCCUCAAGUGUUCCCUGAAGUUCCAAUGGCCGGCGAGACGGUUGAGAUUGAAUGCUUGGCAUAUGGGAGAAUGCCCCUGUACUACAGCUGGGUAAGGGACGACGAUGACCUUAACCCUGGCGCCUACUACAAGGACUUCAACCGUGUCCUGGUGAUCCCUAAUGCACGUGUAGAGGACACGGGCUCCUACACGUGUGUGGUCAAGGGGGACCAAAACUCGGCCAACAAAACCGUCUACCUCAGUCUCAAAGCCAUCCCCAGCUUCCCCUACCCCCUACAGAACCAGCACCUGGACGUCGGCACCAACUUUACCUGGACCUGUAACGCUAUCGGCAUCCCUAAGCCGGUCUACACCUGGUACAAGAACGGCGUCCUGCUCACUGGCAGUACUGAGACGGGAGUCAGGGUGUACCGAAACACCAUCAGCAUCGAUAAAGUAGAUGCAAGCAAGCAUGACGGGGUGUACCAGUGUGAGGCGUCCAACUCUUUUGGUCUGGCCAGGUCUAGCGCUCAACUCCGAGUGUUAUCGUUCCCCCCAACAUUCAUGCACAACCCCGUCGAAAGCUCUAAACAAGCCUCACUGGAUGGCAACGUCACAAUAUCUUGCCGACCCCAGGCAGCACCUCGGGCCAGGAUCACGUGGUUAAAAAAUGGAGCGGAAGUCGGCAAGGUGUCACCGAACGGAGAUCUGGAACUUUCCGGACUAUCCCGGGCCGAUUCUGGAACCUACACGUGCGUGGCGAGCAACGACUUGGGCGAGGCGCGGUCGAGUUGUUUACUGACUGUACUGGAGAAGAUCGUUAUCGUGGACGUCCCCCACAACACUGAAAUCAGCCAGAACGAGACAGCGGUGCUACAUUGUAAGGCGUCGUUUGAUGAAAAGAAGAUGGACGUCAUGUACUCGUGGAAGUUCUAUUCGCAUUGGCUCGAUUUUACGGAGGGUUCGGUGGGCAAAGUGCAUUACUCCACGGCCCAGAACUCCGGCAUGCUCUACAUCAUUGCCGCCCAGUUCGAGCACGAGGGUGAGUACACAUGCGUGGCGUCAACCGUUGCCGGAUCCGUUUCAGCCAGUGCUUUCCUCACCGUCAGAGGACCCCCGGGUGAGCCGGGUGGGGUGCACGUCAGGCAGGCGAAGAACGGCUCGGAUUUAAAUUUUGGCGACAUCGCCAUCUGGUGGCAGGAGGGAGAGUACCACGGGUUCCCUGUGACCAAGUAUCUGAUAGAGUACUUGUCGUACUUUGAGAAAGAUUGGAAACUACUUCUGGCUGGUACAUGGUUGUGGACUGGCUGUUCCAAGUAUCUGAUAGAUUACCUGUCGUACUUUGAGAAAGAUUGGAAACUACUUCUGGCUGACAUCCCAGCACAAGACACACAUAUCCAGGAGUACCCCGACUGGCGGGGGGUCGACGUCAGGGAGGGGCUGUCCCCCGGGACGUCGUACCAGUUCAGGGUACGGGCAGGGAACAACCAGGUGGGCUACGGUCCUGCCAGUAACGGGCCUUUUGACUGGUAUAGAAUGGUAUCCGCCGCACCACUUUACGCACCGACCAACAUCCGGGGAGGGGGAGGGAGCGUAGGGCUGCUCAUCAUCAAAUGGGAUCCACUACCCAGAAGCCUGUGGGGAAGCAACUCUGUCAAGUACAUCGUCUACUUUAGGUCACGUGAUGACCGUGAUAAAGACGGCAAGUGGCAGAGUACAGGGGAAAUUAUAGCACAUACCAUAGAACAACUAGUCGGAAGUGAAAACUAUUAUCUGCCUUACGAGGUCAAAGUUCAGGCGGUAAACGACAUGGGCAAGGGACCUAACUCAAGCAUUGAGAUAGUCUACUCGGCCGAGGAGAUGCCCAACAACGUGGCCCCCCUGUUUAUCAGCGCCUACAUCAUCAACGGCACCGCCACCUCCGUCACUUGGAAACCAGUGCCCAACACCCGGGAGUCUGCCAAGGGUUCGGUCUUUGCCUAUCAGAUCAACUACUGGGAGGAGCCGACCACCCUGUGUACUGGCAUCAACGAGCACCAGGCCAUGUUUUCCCGUUUCUAUGGCGACGUGGACACCGGCGUCAUCAUCGGCCUGAUGCCCGACCUGCGCUACUGCAUCAACCUCCAGUUCUUGAAUCACGCCGGCAUCGGUCCCAAGACGGACAUCUACACUUUCGUCAUGAACAGGGCCCCCCCGAACAAUUACCCAGAAUACAUCACGGUGAUGUCACAUGGCAACGAAAGCGUCCGGAUGUACUGGAGGGGCGUGUCCGGCAAUGCAGGGGAGGAGGCCAUUCGCGGGUACAAGGUGUGGUGGUGGGACCUGCGUGAGGACAUCAGGGCGGCCAGGAACGCCUCCUUCGGCAACACGUACACGGGCGUGCUGCACGGCAUCGAGAGGGACACGGUGUACAAGGCGCGGGUGUUGGCAUACAGCAUGGGCGGGGACGGCAAGAAGAGCCCGGAUGUUUUCUUCACACUAGGUGGCCAGGUACAGUACGACCCAGCUACCACUGAGCUGAUGAACUCCUGCACGACGACGUCUGCUCGACUUCUGCUGCUGGUCGGGCUGCUACUGGUGACACUCCACGCUGUCCAGCCGUGGUGACUCGAUCACCUGGUGAUCACAUGACUUCCGGGUUUGAUUCCAGUGCGUCGUCUGCUAGCUUGGGUGUGGUAGUGAAACUUGCAGUGUGAGAAAGGGGGGCUAGGAGUGGUGAGACAAAUGGUGAGAUAAUGGGUCAUAGAAUUGGUCAAACAAAGGGUAAUGUAAGUGGUGAGACAGGUAGUGAGACAAGUGGUGAGACAAGAAUUGGAUACAUAGUGUUGAAGAACGACGCAGUUGUUAUUCUUUAACUAUUCUCGUUGUUGAUGAAUUAAACCAUUUUAUGUUUAUUUGUAUUUAGCUUUACACGAACAUUCCAAAGUCACUAAGUAUUCUCAGCAGUUUGACAAAAACAGGCUAAAAUUAUAUUAACUCAUCCACUCUACUUCACCUAUCAUCAGUGUCAAUCGAAUGAAUAAGUAACUAGUUUAUGAACAUCUAACACGGAGCGAAUGUUGCGUUGUGUGUGAUAUAUGUGGCCUUAACUAGAAUGUUUUAAAUGUUCGGAACAUUCCAUAUAGCAUGGUACAUACCAUAACAUUUGUAAAAAUACAUUUUGAUUUUCUACCUAUCAUAACGCCUUGAUUUGUCAAUAGUUUUCAUCAAUUGUCAUUUUUUUUAAACUCUACCUUAUAUAAAGUAUUGAAACAACGGUUUUUAAGCACUUAUCACUGCACCCCCAAUGAAAAUAAACAAAUACAAAAUAAUUAAAAGCUACUCCAUUGAAAAACUAAAAACUAUAGCGAUCCAUUGAGCAGAUGAAGUAGAGUUUAUAUGUGUCUUGACUUCAGCAUAUAAAGGGAUAGUGUGGGCAGCAUUAUACCUAUCCAGCUUUACUUUCCCCAACGUAGGUCAUGUACCACAUUAAGCUGGAUGGACUCAGGAAAGUCCUAACCGAGACCCGAACUCGAAACUUCAGCCAACCCAUUUGACUACGCUGUCCCCUCUACCUUAUUAUUAUUGUCCUUAAAAUAUAGGACUGCUUACCCCAAUAACUAUAGUGUACAAUUGUGAAACGCGAUUACUUUAUUUACUAGAGACGUACUUCGAAAACGACUUCGAAUAUAAUGCUAUUGUUUCUCUUUUUAGUUGCAAUCCCAGACGAAUCUAUGAAAAUGUAAUUCAAUAUUUUUUUAA
Molecule: messenger RNA, 5121 nt
Organism: Physella acuta
Lineage: Eukaryota; Metazoa; Mollusca; Gastropoda; Physidae
Product: contactin-like
Biological process (GO): cell-cell adhesion; axon guidance
Cellular component (GO): axon; plasma membrane
Molecular function (GO): protein binding
Source: RefSeq, a predicted model, not a curated record